This is a messenger RNA of Symbiodinium sp. CCMP2456, 1368 nucleotides long. NCBI's taxonomy places the organism in Eukaryota, Dinophyceae, Suessiales, Symbiodiniaceae. The record is from the annotation of a GenBank genome assembly.
AUGUACGCCCAAUACUGCCGCGAGCUGCUGGAUGGCGUCUUCGAGCUCUGGCGCGAUGCGUUCAAGGAGGAGAAGGGCAAAAAGGCCGCCGAUGCUGCGCGACUGAAGAUGGAGCAGGAGAUGCAUCGCUUCAAGCAGGCGGAGCAUGACAAAGCCUUCAAUACCGCCAAACAGAUCGCCGAGCAGAUGUACAAAAAGUACUGCAACGGCCUCUUCGAUGAGAUUGUGGCUGUCUGGAAGGAGGAGACCAUGAAGACGAAGAAGGAGAAAGAAGAGAGGACCAAGAAGGCACAGGAAGAGGGCCGCGUCAAGGCGCAGCAGGAGAAGGACCUCCGGGAAGCGGAAGUGCUGGCGGAGAGGAUGCGGAAGACACUGCAGAAUGACGAUGUGAAGUUCUGCUUCGACUUCUGGGUUUCCGAGUAUCGCGCAGAGGGGCAAAGGAGGCGCGACGAGGAGGCCAAGAAGAAGCACGAGGCCGAGCUCGCGGCCUUGAAGCGCAUGGAGCAGGAAACCGGGGAGCGAGCUGCCCUGCAGAUUGCACAGAAGAUGUACAAAAAGAUCGUGGAUGACAACAUGAAGUGGUGCGUGGACAACUGGCACCGCAUCAUCAAGAAGGAGAAGGCGCAGAAGAAAGAAGAGCAAGCCAAGCGCCAACACCAGGAUGAGCUGGACCGGAUACGUCGGGAAGAGCUGGAGAAGAAGGACAAGGCGGCGCAGAAGCUGGCGGAGCAAAUGUUCAAGAAGUACUGGGAUGAUAACAUCGGUGUGGUGGUGGAACUGUGGCGUCGACUAGCGGUGCUGACUAAAGAGACAAAAGCCCGGCGGCAGCACGAAGAGGAGCUUGCACGGCUGAAGCGCAGCCACAAGGAAGUGGGCACCAAGGCAGCAUUGGAGAUCGCUGGGCGCAUGUCGAAGGCUCAUUGCGACAGCCUUCUAAAGAUGAGCAUCUCGUCCUGGCGGGUCUGGACGCACCAAACGCAGAGCAGUCGGAAGGAGGAGGAGGCCAAGAAGAAGUACGAGCAGGACAUGGCCCGCAUCCGCCGUCUGGAGGUGGAGAAGGCUGACAAAGCGGCCGAGGUGGCGGGCCUCAACAUGUUCCGCAAGGUCAUGAACGACAACCUUGGCCUCAUCGUUUCGGAGUGGAAAGACUUCACCAAAAACGAGCUCCUCCACAGGAAGUUGGAGAAGGACAUGAGGGACACGAAGAACCACAUUGACAACUUGAAGAAGGAGGCACGUGCGAAAGGCGAGAGAGUGCGGGAUCUGGUCGCACAGAACCUCCUCGCGAAAGACAAGAAGGAAGUGUUGAGCGACGCCUUCGGGAAGUGGGUCAUCAACUGGAGGCGAUACCUGAUCCAAGACAGGUAG